Molecule: messenger RNA, 2448 nt
Organism: Clonostachys solani
Lineage: Eukaryota; Fungi; Ascomycota; Sordariomycetes; Hypocreales; Bionectriaceae
Source: the annotation of a GenBank genome assembly
AUGGACCAGUUAGAGAACCAGUACGAUACAUUCUUGGAUUAUCUCGAGGACAAGUAUGAAUGGGGGACUACUUGCCAAGGAGAUCGCAAGAGACUCGUGCCUUGCUCUGCCUUGAAAGAAUAUUGGACGCCGAAAAAGAUUAGAGAGCUGCUUACGGCCGCCAGUAUCAACGAACCCUCCCCUCUCGUUAUCCGAAACAGGUUCUUGCUUGUGAUUUCGAUUCUCUGCUUUACCCGCUACAUUAAACUCCUCCCCAGACUCGUUUCAGAAUCCCAAGAUGACCGUCGUCUGCCCUGGGAAGGCAUACCAGGUCGUGUCCAGGAUGAUCACAAUUUUGAUCGUUUGAAUAAGUUCCUCAAUUCUCAGUGGAGGUUCUGCCCAGCAUUAAUCGUUGGCCCUUUCGCCCCAGCUGGCGACUUGAACCUUCAUAUAGACACUAUAUUGGCCUUCCGGACGACGGAGUCAACUGAGCAGGGCCAAGGAAGAGAACAAAACGUGCACACGAUGGAGGUGCUACAAGGAGCGCACAGUCACCUCUCAACAGACAAUCAUCUGAUACCAAAAUACGUUGUCGUCAAAUCCUUCCCGCCGCACCUUCGCGACGAAUAUCUCAAUGAGAAAGAAUCGUACAGUGUCCUUAAACAUAACACCCCCAAUGUAACCCGACUCCUGGGAAGUUACAGCUGGCUCUCUGAACAAAAACAACGGACCGGCAAUCUCAUACUUGAACACGCAGAGCAUGGCUCCCUCCUCGACUUCUUCGAGAAAAAAUCGCCGCCGUACAAGCCGGACGAAAUAUCCUCCCUAUGGACUGGCAUUGCUGGCAUUGCUAAAGGAAUAGAGUGUAUUCAUGCACGCAAAGGACUCCAUUUGGAUCUCAAGCCCGCCAACGUUGUCGUAUCGUCUGGAGAUGACCCUCGUAACAAGUUCUCUUUCAUCUUUAAGAUCAUCGACCUUGAGUACAGCUACUUUGAUGCUCAAGAACCAGGCCCAAAUGGCUCUAAAACCGCUCGAGUCGUUGAUCGCAAGACAUCCAAGACUUACGCCCCCCCUGAACUCGUCCUGGGCGACGAGAUCACUUACGAUGUCGGGUUGGAGGUUGACCUGUGGUCACUUGGAUGCAUCAUUGUCGAAUGUGCUAUUUGGAUAAGCCUUAGGGAAAGAGGUCGCCUGGAUUUCAUCGAAGGUCGAACGGAAGAAACCAGCUCCCUAAGCGACUACGCGAAAUCUGGUCGCGGAGAUUGCUUCCAUGACGGCAGAGAUAUUUUGGGCUGUGUUCGAGACUUCGGUCAACGUAUUCGAGAUCACGGGCGUCGUGGCGACGAGACAACACCCAAAAUAUUUGAUUUGGCCCUCAGGGAGUUGCUGGUGGAGAAAGACAAGAGGCAGCCCGCGCGGUCUAUUUAUUCAGCGAUGAAGCCAAUAAUCGAUACGGAACCCAAUAGACGAGCGACCUCGCUUCCAGGCCCAACGAACGGGGUGUUGACUACGCGGCACGGCUCGAUAACUGGACAGCCGAUGGUAGCCUCUCCCACAUCAGAGCAAGAACAUGCCUCGUCUUACACGUCUCGGGUUGAUCUGGAAGCUCGAUCGCCAGUUUCAAAGUCCAACCUUGUGUCAACUGCUGAGCACGGAUUAUCCCGAAAAGAGAGAAAAAAGAGCGUUCCCACGAUUGACGAUGUAAGCGAAUGGAUCGUUAAAAAGAAAAUCAACGGGAACACGCCAGAGUUGCCGGGAUGGGAAAGGGUUCGAGCUCAGCUUAAUGGCCGCGACUUCAUCUUCGUUAUCGACAAUUCUCGGACGAUGCAAGCCUACGAGGACCAGGUCAAGAAUUUUGUCCACUGUCUUGCAUAUCUCGCCAAGAGACUCGACCCGGAUGGGGCAGAAAUCAUGUGUACAUCAGACCCGAUGAAUCGAGCGAAAUUUAAACACGCCACCGGCCACUCCAAUUUUGUUACGGAGAAUUUCAGUCGAGGGAGGGGGGAAAGCUGCAAUAUGGAGUUUGCCCUUGAGCAAGCACUCGGUCCAAUCGGUGACCAGUUGCAGAAUUCUGCGUCGAAAAGCAGCACUGGGCGAACAUCAUGGCGUAGUCUUCCUGGGAGACUCACCGGCCGCAUGAAACCGGUCACAGUUGUUGUGUUCACUGAUGGGAUCUGGGGCUUUUCCCUCGGAGGCGGCGCUGAGAACCCAAUCAAAGCACUCACAAGUAAAAUAAUAGGCCAUGGGGUCAGCCGAUCAACGGUUGCUAUACAGUUCUUGAGAUUUGGGUCGAGUCCAGAUGGCGAACGAAGGUUGAAAUUCCUAGACGACGACUUGCCGAAUAACGACAGGAAUUCAAGAAUCGACAUCGUCGACACUAAACCUGUCACUGAGAGUAUUUGGGAUAUACUGAUUGGCCCUGUGGAUGAGCAUGUGGAUGGGACAGCCAGACAUUCGUCAAGUCCAUGA